AUGAAUGAAAACGAAAACUUGCCGGUUGCAUCAAAAGAGAUUGCACCAUGCACGGCAAAUCCAUCUGGCACGGAAAAUUUCCAUGAACAGUUUACCAAUACUGCUACCUCAUCCGGAGCCGCCGAUUCGGCUACCACUUCUAAAGACAUCAUCCCAGCGCUACAGCCAGCCUCAGUUGCACAAGAUCCAUGCAGCGAUUACGAUAGAAAAGAGCAACAUCCAACAGUCGAAGCUUCCACAUCGAUGUUAGCUGAUCCAGAGCGCAUGAUGGAGCCGGAGGAACGAUGUAGCAGCUUACGAGCCUUGGAAGCGAUGAGGGAAACGCAAGUCGGAUCAGAGGAUGUGACCGGGAGAGAGGAUGGACUUAUUCCUGUCAAUAAAGGUAUUGGAAAAUGCAUGGUCGGCGAGCAGGGAGGUGGAAAACGUGAUGUUUGUAUUGUAAGGAUGAAUGAAGACUGUGAAUGUAGUGUGUUUGUGCAAAGGCCACGAAUUGCAUGCAGUUCGGUCAUUUGUUGUGUGAUAUUAAAGUGA
Gongylonema pulchrum is the source of this 531-nucleotide messenger RNA. The record is from the annotation of a GenBank genome assembly. Lineage: Eukaryota; Metazoa; Nematoda; Chromadorea; Rhabditida; Gongylonematidae.